AUGGCGUUUACCAAUUACAGCACUCUCAACCGGGCUCAACUAACCUUUGACUACCUUCACACGAAUUCAACUACCCAUGAAUUUCUGUUUGGCGCUCUUGCUGAACUGGUUGAUAAUGCGAGAGAUGCUGAUGCAACCCGGAUAGAUAUUUAUACUGAAAGGCGAGAGGACCUUCAAGGAGGAUUCAUGCUUUGCUUUCUGGAUAACGGAGCAGGAAUGGAUCCAAACGAUGCCAUCAGUGUGAUCCAAUUUGGGAAAUCAGCCAAGCGAUCACCAGAGUCCACCCAGAUCGGGCGGUAUGGGAACGGGCUAAAAUCGGGCUCAAUGCGUAUCGGGAAGGAUUUUAUCCUCUUCACUAAGAAAGAACACACCAUGAGCUGCCUCUUCAUGUCUCGAACCUUUCAUGAGGAAGAAGGCAUUGACGAAGUGAUAGUCCCUUUGCCUACUUGGAAUACGCAGACUCGAGAGCCUAUCACAGACAACAUGGAGAAGUUUGCCAUCGAGACAGAACUCAUCUACAAGUAUUCGCCCUUCCACACUGAGGAAGAAGUGAUGACCCAGUUCAUGAAGAUUUCUGGGGCGAGUGGAACCCUGGUGAUCAUUUUCAAUCUCAAACUCACAGAAAAUGGAGAGCCCGAACUAGACAUAACCUCAAAUCCAAAAGAUAUCCGGGUGGCAGAGAUCUCCCAAGAAGGCGUGAAGCCAGAGCGCCACUCUUUCUGUGCCUACGCUGCUGUGCUGUAUAUUGACCCUCGGAUGAGGAUUUUUAUUCAGGGGCACAAGGUGCAGACCAAAAAGCUCUCCUGCUGCCUGUAUAAGCCCAGGAAGUACACGUUCACGUCAAGCCGUUUCAAGACCAGAGCAGAACAAGAGGUGAAGAAAGCCGACCAGGUCGUGCGGCUCGCUGAAGAGAAGGCCCGGGAAGCAGAGAGCAAAGCCCGUACGCUGGAAAUACACAUAGGCGGAGACAUCACACGGGACUCCAGGGUGAUGCUGCGUCAGGUCCGGAACACAGCCAUCACCCUCCGAAGAGAAGCCGACGUCAAGAAAAGGAUCAGAGACGCCAAGCAGCAAGCGCUCAAAGAACCUAAGGAGUUGAAUUUUGUUUUCGGGGUCAACAUUGAGCGCCGUGACCGUGACGGCAUGUUCAUCUACAACUGCAGCCGCCUGAUCAAGAUGUAUGAGAAAGUGGGCCCGCAGCUGGAAAAGGGCAUGGCCUGUGCUGGGGUUGUCGGCGUCAUUGAUGUGCCCUACUUGGUCCUGGAACCUACACACAACAAGCAAGACUUUGCUGAUGCCAAGGAGUACCGCCACCUUCUGCGGGCCAUGGGAGAUCACCUGGCACAGUACUGGAAGGACAUCGCCAUCGCCCAGCAGGGAAUCGUUAAGUUCUGGGAUGAGUUUGGCUACCUUUCCGCUAACUGGGACAGACCCCCAUCUGAUGAGCUGCAUUUCAAACGCAAGAGGGCCAUGCAAGUCCCAACCACCAUACAGUGUGGUUUGUGUCUAAAGUGGAGAACCCUCCCGUUCCAGUUAAGUGCUGUAGAAGAAGGCUACCCAGACAACUGGGUUUGCUCCAUGAACCCCGACCCCGAACAGGCCCAGUGUGAGGCUUUUGAACUGAAGCAGAAGAUUCCUCUGGGGAUAUUAAAAAAGGCCCCAAAGACACAAGAAGAACGGCAGAAACAACUGACGGAGAAGAUCCGCCUGCAGCAGAGGAAGCUUAAGACCCUUAAGACAAUCAAACCCAUCCGUUCCCAAAGUGAUCUACAAAAGUUACCCUUGGAAGUGACUGCCAGACCUUUCUCCAAAUAUCCUACUCACCGAUCUCAGGCUCCUCAGCCUUCUUUCCGUGCAGUGAAAAAGAAUGCCCGAAGAAGACCCCAGUGCACGCACGCUCCUAGGCCGCUCAGACAGCUCCAAAGGUCUUCUAUCAUCUGCACCAACCCAAAGUCUCCUGUUCUGGCAGACCAAACAGAGGCCAUGCUGCUCCAGCCACCUGAGACACCCCAAAAGCCAGUGAGCCCCCUGGUCAAAACUAUUCCCCAACCCACUCCUCUGGUACAAUCCCUGUCACCAGCAGUAGUCCCCAACUCCAACAACCUUUGGAAGGUUGUAACCCCUAAUGCCAUGAACACUGCAGUGGUCGAGAUGCCAGAUCCACCUGUUAAGCCCUCACUGGUUAAGUGUGCUCGUAAGCGGAGUCUUCGGGUCUCUGAUGAAGUAGACAGGAAGAAGAGGACCUGUAAACGGGGCAGGUUUGCUGUGAAGAAGGAAAAGCUUCUAGCAAAUGAGCUCUCAGACAGCGCUGAGGAAGAGAAUCCAGCUGACCUCAAGACGGCUCAGAAAGAUAAAGGGCUGUAUGUGGAGGUGCGCGUGAAGGGAGAGUGCUACAAGGGCCACGUCACAGCCGUGGAGGUGGGUAACAAUGUGGUGUGGUGGAAGGUCAAGUUUGAGGAUGUGCCCAAGGAUAGCACACCGAGAGACUGCUGGGUGGAAAAGGGCAGUGAAAAUGUAUGGCUGAUGAAGCCAUCUCCAGAGUACCAGAUUACUGACGAACAGCAAGAGGAUAUAAAGGUGGGGGAGGACACUGUGGUCCAGCAGGCUUUGGCACUGCAGGGGGCCUCCACCUCUCAAUGCUUCUGCACUGAACCGGACACUACAGCCCCAAUGGCCAACCACAAGACCAUCGACCUCCUAGUCCAAAUCCUGUGGAACUGCCUACGUUAUUUCAUGCCCCUGAGUUUCCCCAUAUCCAAGAAGGAGCUAGGUGCUAUGAAUUCAGAAGAAUUACUGUCUCUCCCCCUGAAAGAGUGCUUCAGGCAAUAUGAAAUCGGACUCCAGAAUCUCUGCCAUUCCUACCAAAGCUGUGCUGACUUGCAAGCCAAGGCCUCUGAGGAAAGCCUACGCAUCUCCCAGAAAAAACUCCAGGAAACAGAGGAGAAACUCCAGAAGCUGAGGACCAACAUCCGGGCGCUCCUGCAAAAGGCUCAGGAGGACAUCAACAUCAACGCCGACGAUGAGCUGGAUGCCUACAUUGAAACUCUCGUCAGCAGCGAUGACUGA
Messenger RNA from Apodemus sylvaticus (European woodmouse), 3066 nucleotides. RefSeq names its product ATPase MORC2B. The transcript has a single exon. Bases 1 to 3066 code for a protein of 1021 amino acids. The record is from RefSeq and is a predicted model, not a curated record. Lineage: Eukaryota; Metazoa; Chordata; Mammalia; Rodentia; Muridae. Gene Ontology annotation, molecular function: zinc ion binding. Gene Ontology annotation, cellular component: nucleus.